Sporothrix brasiliensis 5110 is the source of this 2154-nucleotide messenger RNA. Its product is annotated as long-chain acyl-CoA synthetase. Lineage: Eukaryota; Fungi; Ascomycota; Sordariomycetes; Ophiostomatales; Ophiostomataceae. Gene Ontology annotation, molecular function: long-chain fatty acid-CoA ligase activity. The record is from RefSeq and is a predicted model, not a curated record. Gene Ontology annotation, cellular component: plasma membrane; lipid droplet; endoplasmic reticulum. Bases 1 to 2154 code for a protein of 717 amino acids. Gene Ontology annotation, biological process: long-chain fatty-acyl-CoA metabolic process; long-chain fatty acid metabolic process. The transcript has a single exon.
AUGUCAUACACCACGGGACCUUCCCCCCUCUAUGUGGUUCAGAAACCACCAUACUCCAUCGAUGUGCCGGGUGCGCAGCCGGUCCCUGGCGAGACAAUCCCCCGCCGUCAUCCCAAGGCCCGUGACGGCCUGGUUGAACGCCCAGCUCCCGACGUCGACAACGUCUUCUCUCUCAUCCGCCGCUCGGUCAACAAGUACACAAAUGAAACCGCAGUUGGCAGCCGCAGUUUCAUCCAUAUCCACAAGGAGGUCAAGAAGGUUCCCAAGGUUGUCGAUGGCGAGGUGCGCCAAGUCGACAAGGAGUGGUCGUUUUUUGAGCUCUCCGACUACUCUUACCAGACCUACGGUGAUUACUUCCAGCAGCUCCUAAAAGCAGGUAGUGGCCUGCGCCGUCUUGGCCUCGAUCGUCAGGACAAGCUGCAUAUCUUCGCCUCCACCAGUCUCCAAUGGAUGACGCUAGCGCACGGUUGUGCUUCGCAGUCGUUGGCCAUCGUGACUGCGUAUGACUCGCUGGGAGAGUCGGGCGUGCAGCACUCGCUGACUCAGACGGGUGCUGUCGCAAUGUUCGUUGACCCCCAUCUUCUCGACACGGCAUCUGGCCCCAUCGAAGCGGCUUCCGGCACUGUCCGCUACGUUAUCUACAACAAUCUCAGCCACCGGCCUGUGCACCCUGACCAGAUCGAUAACUUUCGUCGGAAGCACCCCAACGUGCGCGUUUUGAGCUUUGACGAUCUUAUCGAACUCGGCACCGAUGCGGACGGCAAGCCCGCCUUGGCUCCAGAUGUCCCAUCGCCCGAUGAUCCAUUUUGCAUCAUGUACACGUCGGGCAGUACAGGCCUUCCCAAGGGUGUGCCUGUGACCCAUGCUGGUCUUGUGGCGGCCGUUUCUGGCCUCUACUCGGUCGUCGAAGAAUUUGUUUCUCAUCGGGACCGUGUGCUAGCGUACCUACCGCUGGCGCAUAUCUUCGAGUUGGUGUUGGAGAACCUGGUCUUCUUUAUUGGCGGCACGCUGGGCUACGGCUCUGCACUCACGCUUACAGACACAUCCAUGAAGACGGGCUGCUUAGGUGACCUGCGGGCCUUCCGCCCCACGAUCUUGGUGGGCGUGCCACAGGUAUGGGAGACGGUUCGCAAGGGCGUAGCCGCGGGCGUCGAUAACGCGAGCAUUAUUGCCAAGUCCUUGUUCUGGGGCCAUCUGACCUUAAAGAAGGUUCUUAUGCAGCGUGGUCUGCUCUUUGGACCCGUUGCAUCCGCUGUCGAAAAAAUUGACAACGUCGUCUUUGGACGCGUGCGCACAUCUACUGGUGGCAACCUGCGGUUCAUUGUCAAUGGUGCAAGCGGAAUCUCCAGAGAUACCAGACAAUUCCUAUCGCUGGUUGUCGGCCCCAUGAUGGACGGUUACGGCCUCACGGAGACCUGUGGCAACGGCGCUCUUGGCUCGCCGCUGCAAUGGACCGAGACCCCCACUGGUGGUAACAUCUCGUCCGCCAUCGAGGUCAAACUCGUGGGUCAGCCUGAGCUGGGCUACAACGCCAACCCCACCCCGGACAGCGGCGAGGACCCGCACGGUGAGGUGUGGAUUCGCGGCAAGGCCGUUGCGUCCGAGUACUACAACAACCCGGCGGAGACGGCCAAGGCCAUCACGGCGGACGGCUGGUUCCGCACGGGCGACAUUGGUGCUUUCGACCGCCACGGUCAUCUCCGCAUUGUCGACCGCCUCAAGAAUCUGAUCAAGAUGCAGGGCGGCGAAUACAUUGCGCUUGAGAAGCUCGAAGCCAUCUACCGCGGCGCGACGGCCGUGCAGAACGUUAUGAUCUACGGCGAUUCAGAGCACUCGCGGCCUGUGGCCGUUAUUAGCGUGAAUGAGAAGGGCCUCGAGGCGCUGGCCAAGAAGAACGGCAUUACGGUCGGCGGGGGCGGGAGCGCGAUGGCGCUGCACCACAACCCCAAGGUGCGCGACCUGGUGCUUAAGGAGCUGCUGAGCGUGGGCAAGGUGGCCGGUCUGUCGCCGAUCGAGACGGUGCAGGGCGUCGCACUGGUCGACGAAGAGUGGACGCCUGCCAGCGGCUUGGUCACUGCUACGCAAAAGGUGAACCGGCGCAAGAUCACGGAGACGUACAAGGACGAGAUCAACAAGGCCUUUGCUGGCAAGUAG